Messenger RNA from Suillus subaureus, 3012 nucleotides. RefSeq lists its product as uncharacterized. Gene Ontology annotation, cellular component: nucleus. The record is from RefSeq and is a predicted model, not a curated record. The transcript is spliced from 12 exons. NCBI's taxonomy places the organism in Eukaryota, Fungi, Basidiomycota, Agaricomycetes, Boletales, Suillaceae. Bases 1 to 3012 code for a protein of 1003 amino acids. Gene Ontology annotation, biological process: interstrand cross-link repair. Gene Ontology annotation, molecular function: 5'-3' exonuclease activity; flap-structured DNA binding; 5'-flap endonuclease activity.
AUGAGCCCAAGUUCACCAAAAGCGGCCUCAGUUAGCACGCUCAUAUUCUCUGGCGGCGAAUUUGGAAGCGACUACUCAUACGAAACCCAAAUAUGUGAAGGCGAGCGCCUGGCAGAGCCUUCCAACUUGAACUACGAUCGGGAGACAGGAGAUGCAUCUGACAAGAAGGUCGUCAAUAUAUAUGUCCAACUUUUUGAAGAUAUGCUCAGGACUUUGGUAGAGACUGAGGGUCAUUUAUUCGACCUUUCAGAACUCGAUUAUUUCCAGAGAUACGACAGACUUUCGUCUAGCGCAAAGUUUCUUAUGACGAAGCUUCUCCUGCGAAAACCCAAUACAUGGCACCGUCUAGACUCACUCAAAUAUGAAGCUGAAAUAGGCAGCAAAGAAGGGCUUAUUCAAGCUAUCAAUGAGAUGUGCUUUGUGCCAGGUCAAAUGAAAGUGGACGCUAUAGACGAAAGGGCCACUAACAUGAGCGUAGAAAGGGAAAUAAUAGACCUCACGGAUGAUGUCUACCCACCACAUUACCUACCUUCACACAUUCUUCAACCUCAGGUAAUACCUACACUGCACCUGCAUCAACCCGCACUACCAGAACCCUCCACUAUCAAGACUGAGGAAAUUCCAAUGUCCCUAGAUGCAACGCUCUCUGCUGCAAAUGCUCUUGCUGGUCCCUCUUCUAUAAAGCUUAAAGACCUUCCUAUGGCUGACACCAAGCUUAUGAACUAUGUUGAAACACUCCCAGAGCCCGCAGGUAUCCUAGCAGAAGACGAGUCUCAAAUGGACCUUCCUGCCCUCCUUGAGUGCCUCAGAGUCGACGAACUACGGUGCAUCGCGAAGCAGAUGCGUGUCAAAGCUAGUUCAAAACCAUUUUCCGACAAGCUACCCUCCCUUUCGGUCGCGAGACAGCCCAGAAACGACUGCGCGAUAUUGUUCUCGGCACGCUCGGCAAGUGCGUGCGUGUACAUGAGAGCUUUUACCGAUUAUCUUCUUCUGCCCGCCCUGCUCUCGCGGUUUAAGAAGCGUUCCUACGCAAGCAUAGCCUUCAUACGUACAAAGGAUAUCUGGCCUACACGUGAUGCCCUUCUCGCUUACGAACAAGCGCUUGAGCAGGAAGAAAUUGUAGAUGCCAUGUUCGACGGGAACUUUGCAGUGGCGGGAGCCGAGAGGGAAUUCAAGACUCCAGCCGCAGAUGAACUCCGAUUCAAGACACCAGUCACGCCAAAUGCUGCACCUGGAGCACCGCAGACACCGAUUUCUACGAAGACUGUGCCGAUCCCUGUGUCAAGUACCUUUACAACACCUGCUUCAAAUGGCAAGGGCAAGCCGCAAUCUAGAUCUGGUGUGACUGUCAAGAUUGAGAGUUCAGACUCUGUGCGUGUGCGUGGGGCGCGACUAGUGAAAGAGAUCUUUGAGGAGGUGUACCCGCACUGGCAGGCUCUGGUGAAGAUGAAGAGUGAAGGUGGUCUUGAGGGGAAAGAGAGGGGGUAUGGAUUGGAGAGGUUUGAGAGCGGGCAUGUCCUAACUCGCCUCGUUUGUAAAGGCGCGCAUGCACUCGGUAUCCUCGGGGAAUAUGAAUAUGAACUCAGUGUUCUCGAGUCCCUACUUGCGCAGAAUUGGUGGCGUCGCGGACGACGGGGGAGGUGGCACGAGCGCCGGGUGCUGAUCCUAGGGAGAUACGUAGCCAGAGAUGAUGACGCGCUUUCGGCGUGUCUCGAUGCUCUAGAAGACGAUGAUACACAUAUUGCUAGCUGUCGCAUCCUGACUGAUCACUCGAUAGUCUUUCGUCCCAAACUUGACCGCCGCUUGACAGCCCUUGAGAAAAAACUCAAAGUUGAUCCUGCAGAUCGACAUACGAGCGAAUGGAACCUCCAACCCCCUGUGCUGGUCUCCCUUGAAGCGAGUUUAAAACUCGACCGUUCUGGGAGGAAAAUCAACGACACUGCCAAACAGAAAGUUUCUAUUACACCAGCAGGAGACAUCACUAAAUUUUUGUCGCCACAAAAGCCUGGUUUUACAAAAGUGAAUGCGACGCCUGUCUCGAUCAAAGUCGAAACCAGGGAAUGGAAAGAGGAGAAAGGAAAGUCCAUCUGGGUCGGACGAGACAACCUAGAAGUGAAUGUCGAGACACUCGCACUACAAUGGUACGAGGACCAGGGGUUCAAAGGCAUACACUCAGAAACUAGAAUCAUCACUACCCUCUUUGGUAUUCUCUUCUGGGAUAUCAUCUUCCUCCCCAUCCCCGGUGCCUUCGAGACCCCUUUCCAGACUGCACCAUUGGAUAUGGCGGAAGACUCAUUUUAUCAUGCUCGACGAGAUCCCAUCGAAAUAAGGCUCAAGGAACUCGAGGAUGGACAAGGAGAGGAAAUUGUGAACCGAGUAGAAGCAGAGCAUAAAGCGCGCAAGACAUGGUGCGUAGGUGUAGAUUGGGAGUUGGUAGAGGAAGGGGAGAUCGUAGAGAUAGUUCGUACUAUGCUGGGCGCUGCUCAGGCGGGCCAGAUCUCUUUGUAUGGAAUGCGGAUACAGGGAAAUGCAAGUUCGUCGAAGUUAAGGGCCCAGCUCUGGAUCGACGUCCUUCUCCGAGCCGGAGCAGCAGUAGAGUUGUGUUCAGUUCAUGAGAAGGGAAAGGGGGAUAAGCACAAGACAGGGAAGAAGGGGAAAUCGAAGGAAAGCACGAAGAAGCGACGAGGCAAAGCCAAGAGUACUGACGAAUCCGACUCCGAAGAAGAGCAGGUGCAGCGCAUGUGCGAAUCUGAGGAUGACGCUGAUGCUCUGCCCGUUGCAUCACUCCCCGCGCGCAUGAACGACGUUCAAGACGAAGGAACUUCUUCUAGACACUCUACUCGCUCACAAUCCUCCGCAUACACUCCAACACCGAGUCGUAUGCCUGCAGCUGCUAUUAUCGAACCAUCAACUCCCAAGAAGCGCAAGUUCAUCGCCGAAAUCGUUAUUUCCACCCCUAGCCCCAGGAAGAAGAUCAAGUUCUCGCAGAACAGCGACAGUCCCGAAGUUUGA